UUAGGUUAAGUUAGGAUGACGUACAGGCCGAAUACUUGUAUGACAUAGUGCACUUAACGUGCGAUAUGGUCCGAUGUGUCACAUUGACACACGUUCGCUAACAUGUUCUUUCAUACUAUUUGUUUAACAGCAUAUUGAUUUACGCGUCUCUGCUGACCAUGGAUUACACCUUUGAGAAUUUACGCGACACACCUUCCCCUGAAACAUGCAUUCCAUUUCCCCGGAACAAUAGAACAAUCAUCACAGAUGUUUAUGCAGGAAUACCUGAGAAUUUAUUACUUAAUGUAAUAGGAUUUUUGCUUUUAGUUAGUUUAUUUGGCCUAUUACGUAAGAAGGCAUGGAACUAUGGACGUCUUGCAUUAUUACACAAGUCCGAUAAUAGAUGGAUGGAGUUAUUCUAUGGUGUUAAUGAGAAUAGAGACACUGAUCCUUUGUGUAUAGAAGCUUCUGUUGAUGCUCAAUUCUCUCAAUUGGAUAAAGGAUUUCUAUCCUGGAUUGUCACUGCUUUUAAAAUUACUGACAAUGAAUUAUUACAACGUGCAGGUCCUGAUGGGUUAUUAUAUAUUUUGUUUGAGCGUUGCUUAAUCAUAUUGACCAGUAUGAUGGUUAUUGUGUCACUGUGUAUAGCUUUACCAAUAAAUUUUCACGGAAAUAUGCAAGGGGAUAGUGCGACAUUCAGUCAUACAACAUUAUCAAAUUUAGAACCUACUUCUUCUUGGAUUUGGGUUCAUACAAUAUUGAUCUUAUCUUAUUUGCCAGUUGGUGGGUUAGUCAUGAGACGCUGUUUGAAGCAGGUACGGGAUACCAGACCUACUGGUGAAUUAGCAGCAAGAACAUUAUUAAUUACAGAUAUUCCAAAACAUCAAUGCACCAUUGAAAAUCUUACUGAAUAUUUCAAAGAAGCAUUUCCUACUUUAACAGUGGAAGAUAUUACUUUGGCUCAUGAUAUAAGACGUCUUUCAAAGUUGGAUGCGGAAAGAGACUGUGCGGAACAAGCGCGUUUAUAUUGCGAGAAUUAUGCUAAGAAAAAAGAACCUUUGAAAAUGUAUCCUUAUCCGUGUGGUCAAGUCCUUGGACAUUGUUGUAAAAAGCAAGUAGAUGCUCAAGAGUUCUACACCAAUGAAGAGAUACGACUAACGGCAUUAGUUGAAGAAGAAAAAAAGGUAGCACUCAGUAAACCUCUUGGAGUAGCUUUUGUUACUUUAGGAACACCUGGCGCGGCCAAAACUAUGCGUAAACAGCUGAGAUCUGCACCAUCUCCAAAAUGGAUUGUAGAUUACGCACCAACACCGUCAGAUAUAUUUUGGGAGAAUUUGAGUAUUGCUAGGCCGUGCUGGUAUCUAAACGCUGUACUAAUAAAUUUCGCUCUGGGACUUAUAUUAUUUUUCCUUACUACACCGGCUGUUAUAGUAACAGCUGUUAAUAAAUUACCAAUUACUGGAGAAAUUAGGAAUCUGAGCCCGAUAGUUUCAUCCUUCUUGCCUACCGUAUUAUUGAUAAGUGUAGCUGCACUAAUGCCUGUAUUGGUUGCAAGAAGUGAAUCGCUCGUUAGGCAUUGGACUAGAAGCAGUUUAAAUCGUGCUGUAAUGAGGAAAACGUUGCUUCUCCUGCUAUUGAUGGUGCUUAUAUUACCUAGUUUAGGAUUAACUAGUGCUCAAGCAUUUCUUGAUUGGACAGUAAAUGCUCGGAAUAAUACAGCAAGAUGGGAAUGCGUGUUUUUGCCAGAUCAGGGUGCACUUUUUGUAAAUUACGUUAUAACAGCGGCUUUACUUGGAAGCGGAUUGGAAUUGGUCAGAUUUCCAGAACUUGCGUUGUACACCUUCAGACUGUGCAUGGCUCGUAGCAGGGCAGAAAGGAUACAUGUUAGGAAAGCGGUGUUGUGGGAAUUUCCACUGGGAGCUCAUUACGCGUGGUUAUUAUUAGUCUUCACUAUGACGACCGUGUACAGCCUAGCGUGUCCUUUGAUCACUCCUUUUGGCUUACUAUAUCUCGUAGUUAAACACUUGGUGGAUAGGCAUAAUUUAUGCUUCGCUUAUGGACCAAGCAUCGGCGGUGGCCAAUUGGCGGGAGCAGCGGUCGGUGCCGCAGGAGCCGCACCUGUUUUAGCGCAAGCUGCUCUUUUAGCCAUAGGUCUGGUAAGAAGAGGUCUAUCACCAUUAGCUGCAGUGCAGCUCAGUGGCCUCGCUGCGAGUAUUUUAGGCUUGGUGACUGGUGCUGCGUUACCAUUUUCGAAAUCUAAGGCACAAGCACCGAAGAGAGAUCUCUCGACGGGCCAAAAUUUCGUCGCACCAGUAUUGAGAAAAAAUCAGUUGUCUAUAGAGGAAACUAUAUCGACUGCUUCAGAUUCGAACUUACCAAGCCCAAGGAGCACCACUUCCACUUUACAAGAAAGCCCAAAGCUUUACCAAAACUAUGGCAAUGAACAAAGAGUUUAAUAACUGUGUUUGUAAUACUCUGUCUGAUAUUCGGAUAUAAAAUAUUCCAUAAACUUAUUUAACAAAUUUGUUUUAAUCAUUAAUAUUAAACGAUUGUGCAAUUGGCAGAAAUUGUAUAAAUAAUGUACAUUUCUUACACGAAAUUGUUACAUGUCAUAAUACAAAGUAGAGCAAUUUAAGAGAAAAA
This is a messenger RNA of Harpegnathos saltator (Jerdon's jumping ant), 2622 nucleotides long. RefSeq names its product transmembrane protein 63 (gene Tmem63). The record is from RefSeq and is a predicted model, not a curated record. The coding region runs from base 159 to 2435 and encodes 758 amino acids. Gene Ontology annotation, molecular function: calcium-activated cation channel activity. Gene Ontology annotation, cellular component: plasma membrane. Lineage: Eukaryota; Metazoa; Arthropoda; Insecta; Hymenoptera; Formicidae. The transcript is spliced from 12 exons.